CCAGAGCAGAUCACGAGCCUGAUGAUCUCACUGUGCUGGUGCACGUGAAACAGGAAACAGAAGCCAGGCAAAUGCCAUUUGCUAUCUCAGCAACAACACAAAUUGCAAAAAAAAUAACGGAGAAGGACAAAUUCACUGUGCAGACAGACUCCAGGUUAAGCUGUCACAGUAAUAAACAAGGAUGACCGUGGCAGCCAGCACCUGGGCAUUUGGCCCUAAUGGUCCUCCACUAGGGCGGAAAGGCGCACGACCACAGUGAAGUCUACGUCAUCGAACCCGUUGGUUCCCACUCUGUUCUGGUAGGGAUCCUGGGAUCUGACAUCAGGAAUCUGGUCAGGAAUUGCUAUCCAUUGCUACAAAACGAAACCGCUUCCGAGCUGGUUUCAAACACGUCUCCCCACACACUUACAAGAUAAACCUUUGCUGUGCAGCUGGUUUGAAUUCAGAUCAGGAAGGAUUUUACCAACGGGGAGGCAUGGUGUUCUGCCGCUUGAAGUGGUUUACAGGCUUUGGCAGUAGGGCUGUCCUCUCAAAAGCUUCAAGGAGCAGUAACAGAAGCACCUCUUUGAUAUGGAGAUGCUGCUAUCACAGGACUCCAGGAAGUUUCCUAGAUCCUGAGAUGAGAGCGUUUCUGGAGGAGAACACUGAAAUCAGUAACAGCGGGCACCUCACACCAGAGAUACGACUGCGACUUCUGACACCUCGCUGCAGAUUCUGGCAGGAAAGAGCUGACUUGUGGCCCUAUGGCGACCCCUUCUGGGCAAUCUACUGGCCAGGAGGCCAGGCCCUGUCCAGGUAUAUCUUAGAUAACCCGGAUGCUGUCAGAAUGGGAUCAGUACUAGAUCUCGGAAGUGGAUGCGGAGCAACAGCAAUCGCUGCUGUGAUGAGUGGUGCAUCACAGGUCCAGGCUAAUGACAUUGACCCCAUUGCAGGAAUGGCCAUGGUAUUAAAUUGUGAGCUGAACAAUGUGAACCCCUUCCCUGUUCUAACUAAGAACAUCAUUGAUACAGAGCUGGACAACUGGGACCUCAUUGUUUUGGGGGAUAUGUUUUAUGAUGAACAACUUGCAAACCGUCUUCAUCACUGGUUGAGGAAAUGCAUCAGGACUCAUGGAACUAAAGUGCUAAUUGGUGACCCUGGGAGGCCUCAGUUCUUAGGCCACUGCAUUCACAGUCAAUUGCACAAAGUGGUCGAAUAUUCACUUCCUGAAUCCACAAGGCAAGAAAACAAUGGAUUAACCUCAAGCAUUGUCUGGAGUUACCAGCCCUGAUCUCUCCGUUUCUCCAAAAGCUGCUAACACUGGAUUUAGAAGAAGUAUGGUCUUUAAAAAAAGAAAUGUGUUCUCUGUUUAUAAAGUAUGAAAAUGGAACAUUGGAAAAUGGGGCAGAUCCUCCGCUGGUGCAAACUAUUGUAGGGCCACUGAAGUCCACCUAGUUACAAUUCACUCCUGCUGAGAAUCUGGCCCAUAGUUUGGAGAAGCCUUACAGGUAUAUUCCACCCUCAGAUGCCCCUCGCCCUGUCCCAUUGAAGCCAAUGGAAGUUAAGCAUGUGUGUUCAAAGGCUGAACAAGAUGUAACCAAAUAAAAUAUCAAAAUAAACCGGGAGAUGAUCAUAGAAAUUCAGUGUAGCAGUGUGCAGCUUAGUGGGUUACCACAGAAUGUUCCUGCUCACUGCUGCACCAUUUGAUAAGAAUCUAGUUUUCAAUGUCUGGUGAAGAUAAGUGUGUUGAACUAUCUGGCUGCUUCACAAAUUUCCUUUGCUAAUUACGAGGCUAUUUUGUCCCAAGAAGUGACAGUUUUAUAGAGCAGCGUGUGCCUGCAGUUCCUCUGGGGGAUUUAAAUCUCCUUCCUGUGUGUAAUUCAGUUAUGCAUAUCCAGGUGGAUAUAGCAUUCUUGUGAGCGUUCUGUCCCCUGCAACUAGGAUGUAUUAAUGAGAAUAAAAAUAGCUUAGGCCAUGGCUACAUUGGCACUUUACAGCGCUGCAACU
This is a messenger RNA of Gopherus evgoodei (Goodes thornscrub tortoise), 1986 nucleotides long. RefSeq names its product electron transfer flavoprotein subunit beta lysine methyltransferase (gene ETFBKMT). Gene Ontology annotation, biological process: peptidyl-lysine trimethylation. Bases 476 to 1270 code for a protein of 264 amino acids. Gene Ontology annotation, cellular component: mitochondrial matrix. NCBI's taxonomy places the organism in Eukaryota, Metazoa, Chordata, Testudines, Testudinidae. The transcript has 5 exons. Gene Ontology annotation, molecular function: protein-lysine N-methyltransferase activity. The record is from RefSeq and is a predicted model, not a curated record.